Molecule: messenger RNA, 1962 nt
Organism: Hyaloperonospora brassicae
Lineage: Eukaryota; Oomycota; Peronosporomycetes; Peronosporales; Peronosporaceae
Source: the annotation of a GenBank genome assembly
AUGGUACAUCCAGGGAGCAGUAGAGAGAGAGUGUGGGUGGAGAGCGAGAAGCGCGAGAAGGGGACACAGGGGAAGGCACUUUGCGACCCAAGCAAGACAGCACCGACAGCCGCUGCUGCUUUUGAGUCAAAUACUUCAUCGAGUACAGGAAACGAACAUACAGCCGGUAGGGAAGCUGCAGACAGUCCUAGUGCUGGAUGUGCUUUUGAGCAGAAGGUAGAAGGGAAACUGUGGUACGACGUGCUGCCAACAGUGCUGCAGAAAUUCAAGAAGCACGACCGCGAGCAGAUUAAACAGCUCAUGUUGCCGCGGUGUGCAUUGUGCGAACGGGUAAAGGUCAACCAAAAGGCGGUGAUCGAAUGCCAUCAGAAAGAAUGCUCGUUGUUAAACCGUCCUCUGUGUUUGGUAUGCUGGAAGUCGACGCAUUUGUCGCGUGACGACGCACAUAAGAAACACCAUAGCCGACCUACUUCAUUGUGUCCACAGUGCCAACUUGACCAAGUCGAGUACUGGUGUGCAGAGUGCGACUUGAAGUUUUGUAGAGCGUGCUUUAAGCAGAUUCACAGCGUGCAUUCAGCAAAAGAUCAUCGCAAAAUUGCCACUGAAGAUGCGCCCGGAACCUGCCUCGCACAGUCUCAUUGGUCUACGUCUUUCUACGAGACGAUUCGCCAUUUGAUUGCUUCACGAAAACUGAUGGUAGCUGAAAAUACCGGUGGUAGCACCAGCAGCAUCGGUGGAAAACGGAAACGCGAGAUUGAAGUAAUUGUGAUUGACAACGACGACGAUGACGAGCAAUAUGAGCCGGGAAUCAUCCCAUCGUCCAGCAACCAAAGCCCAGAGCAACAGAUGGGUGCCUCCGGGCCGACAGCAGUUCGGCAAACUAGCAGGAGCAAUGACAUGUAUGUUCUGCCACAGCGGAAUACUUCAGCCGACACUGCUGACCACACCCCGGCCGCUUAUGGAACGGUGAUUGAGCCUUUCCCGUUCUUUGAAGAGCCUAUUCAAGCGACGUCAGUACUACCGACACCUUAUGUUUCACGGGCGAAUCCAUCGUACAGCACGUCCAGUUCGAAAGGCGUCAACAAUGUCACGUCCCAUGCGAGUUCAGGUGUACAGUGGAGUGAUAGCAACUUCUCAUUCGGGCUGUCGCCACUGGCACGGAAUGGGAACAGAAGCUCCGUCUACGCGACGAAUGUUAUGGCCGACAGGGACACGCUGAGCCCCGCACCUGCCAGUGCCGACCCACCGAUUUGGCCGCCCACGCAUAGCAUCAGCCCAGGCAUGGCUAGCGCAUUGAAUUCAAGCACUGUUCAACCGUCCGGUGGCGCCGUUUUUGCGGAGAAUGUGCUCGUUGAUUCGCUGGUGGAUCGCUAUCACGAAGUAAACCAGAAUGUGGCGAGUAUGGAGCUACAAAGUGAACAAUUAACCAGGCAGAUAGCUCUUGCCGCGUGCCAAGGACCAUACAGUGCGAGACCCAUGAUGGAUUUACUGAACAAGCUACAGCCUGCGCUAGAAGCUGCAAAGGGUUUGCGAGAUAAGCUCCUUAUUGCGAUGAUAAUCCAGUCCGACGACAUCAUGGCUGCUGUGCGUCCUCUACGGCUCUCGGAACUCGGUGAUGUACCACAGGUCCCGUCGAUUAGCCACCGUAAGUGUCUGCAGUUUUCGAUUGAGAUUAGCCGGCACAAGAAAAAACUUGUCGAGUUGAAUCAAAGGAUCAGUGACACGCUUACCAAGUCUUACGCCGUGACCUCCAGCACGGAGAACUCGCUUAUUCAAUCUGCCAGCGCCGAGAUCCAAAUGCACGAAAGGAAUAUCGCGAGGCUAAAGAAAGCUCGCAAUGUGGAGUUUGUGCGAAUCGUGCAGUUCAGUAGCAACAUCCGUGAAGCGCUAAAACACACGUUUCAGCGGACCUUUGAAGCCCAGCGCCAGCAGCAGCAAUUACAACAAUUCCAGCCGUUGUGA